Molecule: messenger RNA, 228 nt
Organism: Gongylonema pulchrum
Lineage: Eukaryota; Metazoa; Nematoda; Chromadorea; Rhabditida; Gongylonematidae
Source: the annotation of a GenBank genome assembly
AUGCAACUUCGGUUGGUGCUUUUGGCGGUGCUUUCGUGCCGACGAAGGAAGAAACGACUACGAUCAGGCAGGUUUCGCCGACUUUUUUUCGAGAAGGUAAUAGCCAAAAAAAAAACACUGUUGGAUGCAUUGAUGGAUCUGAACCUCUGCCUUUACAGAUUGCUUGCGAAUAUUGGCCCCGAAGUGAAUAUUCAUACAGCAACCAGUGAACGUAAGCUCCUACUUUGA